Messenger RNA from Fonsecaea monophora, 2754 nucleotides. RefSeq lists its product as hypothetical. The coding region runs from base 1 to 2754 and encodes 917 amino acids. The record is from RefSeq and is a predicted model, not a curated record. The transcript has 3 exons. Lineage: Eukaryota; Fungi; Ascomycota; Eurotiomycetes; Chaetothyriales; Herpotrichiellaceae.
AUGGAGCCCUCUGCUAUCCUCUCCGUUAUCUGCAAUGUCUUCCAACUCAUCGAACAGGCCAUCGGUGCCGCUAAAAUCUGCAAGGAAAUCUACGACCGCGGUUCUCUAGAUGAGAACGAUAAGAUUGAGAAAUACGCCGAGGACAUCACGGCCUUGAACAAGGAUUUGGUCCUUGUUCUCAACAACAACAACAACAACCCUACGACUCUACCUCCUCCUGCCAAAAAGCUACAGCAACUUGCGAACGAUGUCUCAAAGACAGCGGUGAAGCUCAAGAAGGAGCUCAGUCAACUAAAACUCAAGAAAAAUCAGGGCAUCAGGGCCAAAGGCAGCGCGCUCAGUAUGAUGCUCAAAAGCUUGAAAAAAAGGGGUACUAUUGAUAAGCUUCGAGCAGAGCUGAAGCGGCAGGAUGCGGCUCUGCAAUCUUGCCUGGUGCAAGAUCUUCAUAUCAAGGCCGACCAGGACGUCAUGUUUCUACAAAAGGAGUUCGCAGCCUUGUCGCAAGGCCAAAAGGACACCAUCACAAGGCUAUUAGGUCACAUCCAACAGGCCUCAACUGAUGUUAAAGCUUCAGUCACAGCUGCAGAGACAAACAUAAUGUCCUCAAUCACAACUGCACAGGCAAAUAUAACGGCACAGCUGAACAGCCAGCAAUAUGCUCAUACGAAAUAUACUCAAGAUCACGAUUCGAAUGCUCUCAGAAAGCGAGUUCUAGAUAGGUUGGCUUUUCCCGAAAUGUAUGAUCGGCGCAAAAUGAUUGAUAACCAUGUGGGCGAGUUCCGUAAUACCUACCACUGGAUAUUCUAUCCACCACCCCGCACCGAUUCUCAUCAGCAACAUGAGUUUGUUGCAUGGCUUCGAGAAGGCAGGGGAAUCUUUUGGUUUAGUGGAAAGCCUGGAAGUGGGAAAUCGAGCCUCAUGGCCUAUAUUUACCAGAAUCUUCACACAGGCCAAGUUGGCUUUGAUCAUCUGAAUGUCUGGGCCCAGCCGCAAUCUGUCCGCCUACUCAGUUUCUGGUUCUUCAGGCCCGCCAGCUGCGUAUUUCAGAAAUCCCUGGAAGGGUUUUGGAGAUCGCUGUGUUUUCAGAUCCUGGAAGCAGACGAAACGCUGGUUGAAACGAUCCGUAACAACAACAACGGCUCGGCUCCUGAAACUCUCAAGUCAUUCUUUGGCCAAGUACGACCGCAUUCUGAAAGUUGCACGAAUGCUGAGCUCAAGGCCUGGGCUCAAAAUGUGAUUACCCGGUGUGCAGGUCUUGUUGAAUGUGUGGAUCAUGUCUUCUACGACAACUCCGAAGCGUGCCAUUCUGAAUCACUAGCCACGUUGCAAAAGACGAAAGUGCGAUUUAUACACCGAAGUGUGUACGAUUUUCUACUCGACAAAGACCGGUGCGGUACCGCGCUUGUUGAUGCUUGUGGCAUAUCUGAGCAAGAAACAUUCAAGCGAAUGGUGCUAGCCUCUGGAAUAUAUUUCAUCAUCAACAGCAACAGGAAACUUGCACCUACAUGGAUAUGUAUGCUCUACAGCCAAGGGGUACCCAAGAGUCACUGGACUCCGCUUGAAACAACUGUCCUUGAUGCUGUCUUCUCGGCUGAGCAAGCGCGAUUUCCUAUACCACUUCCCAUGCAAACUGCCGGUUUAGAUGAUGAGUGGAGACCUCUCUUCCAUGACUACAACCAUAAUUACCGUCAAGAAAUUUGGUGUCCUCAUCUCUCCUCUGUCGACAAUCGCCUACUUUACGAAGCUGCAAAAUACUGCGUAUUGCCCUAUCUCGAGGAAAAGCUGGUAAAUUUCGACCAGAAAUACAGGAUCCUCGCCAUUGAAUUCUGCAUCCUGUGCCUGAUCCGCACUGACGGCUGCUUUAUUAACUUGGGUGAUGUUAGCCACUUCCUGGGCCUUUUCCAAACAAAGCUAUCAUUGAGUCAAGAUCUCACAAUCUUUUACGUGCCUGGAGAAUUGGAUGGAAGUUUCUUGUCGACGUGCCCGUUCUAUGAACACGUCCACCUCGCAUCAGCUGCGUUACUCUCUCGAUGGGGUGCUCGAUACACGACGAAGGUUAGGCAAGAUUUGAGGGAAUUGUGCUCAAGUCUUCGGCCUGAAAAUGGCAUCAGACCGCGCAUUGACGGUUGGUCCAUUAUUGACACAAUUUAUCAAAAUUAUCACUAUGUCAUUGACGCUUUCCCUGUACCGGACCAAGGAGCAGCAUUUCGGAAGAACUCGAAGUGGGAUCAUGUUUUGGCCACUUCUAUGUUGCUACACGAACCUGAAGAGCUGAGUUUCUCCCAGUAUUCUCCAUCGGGAUCUGAUUUCUUCUUCGAUGUCGAGCCGAGAAUCAGUACGGCUCUAUCGCAACUAUUAGUAGGAGAAUCACGGAUUAACGAUGCUAGACAUUUCAUUCUGUCAGGGCACUUCGCGGACAUCCUUAAUUGCCAUUUAGAUGUAUUAACGCCUUGGAACAUUGCGUCAAUUGUCAGUAGCGGCAUCGUCAGUGUCGGCCCUUACAAUCACACUCCUCUCAUCUUUUCAAAAGGCCGAUUUAAAGGCGUGGGUAAGUACGAGGCAGCAUUCUGGGGACGGCGUUUGAGGCGUGGAAAAUUUGACGAGCAUUUCGAGUCUGGUCCUGAGAAUGACCCUAUUCUGAAAGAAAUUAUGGACGUCCUCAAGGACCACUGGCGCCCUGAUCCUGUCUAUCAUGAGACAAGUGAUGAGGACGGGGACGGGUACGGUGUGGACGAAGAGCCUUCUGGGACAUGA